Molecule: messenger RNA, 3981 nt
Organism: Strongylocentrotus purpuratus (purple sea urchin)
Lineage: Eukaryota; Metazoa; Echinodermata; Echinoidea; Camarodonta; Strongylocentrotidae
Product: low-density lipoprotein receptor-related protein 2
Exons: 9
Coding region: 315-1556 (413 amino acids)
Molecular function (GO): protein binding; calcium ion binding
Source: RefSeq, a predicted model, not a curated record
AAAGGAGCUUCUUAAGCAGUGCCCUCAUAUUUCUUCGCAUGUGAACAGGCAUGGUAUCUUUGUGUGAUUUCGUAGUGAUUACAGGAAUGACAUUCUUAAACGUUGUAUGUAAAUUUUCCCCGAUUCAUUUUGAUCUUGGACCAUGUUAAGAAACAGUGAGAUAAAAAACGAGAUAAUCUGUCCCGUUUUCGUCCGGUACGUUUUCCGCCGCUUCUGCUUAUCGCGAUAGCAGCAGACGACAGGUUGACCGCUCUUUCCGUCGCUUCUGCAACCCGCCUACAUCCACGGGUCUCUAGAGUGAGCAAGCUCCCUCAAUGAUGCUGCUGUUCCGAGCAUGGACUAUACUCGGGCUAAAUGUCUUUCUCCUUGGUGCUUUUUCUCUUCUCUUCCUGCUUCCACCGACCAUGUCCAUUACAGUUGAAGAAUCUUUAUUCAAACGGCUUCGGGUGUUGCAAGAAGGAAUAACUCAGAGAAGUUCCGAGGAGUCGACAGUGUACGAGCCGUCACCUUCGGCGGCCAAGGUAGUGACGACCCGGACCGUUACCGAUAGCCAGCCAGAAGAACUGGUCAGUCAAACUGUUUCACAUCUAGCUAGAUUUAUAGGCCAACUGAACAUUGGACAUGAUGAACUGCGGAGUAUGGUAAUUGGAUUAUUUGAACACAGACAUUGUCCAGAGGACUCGAAUCGGUGUAAAAAUGGCAGACAGUGCUACCAGAAAUUAAGAAUGUGUGACGGGUUUCCCGACUGCCUGGAUCUCUCAGAUGAAGAAGACUGUGAAAAUAAAUCCUGCCCUCUCGAGACAAUGGAAAAAUGUGCUGACGACAAGCAAUGUAUUCUCACUUCAGAUAUAUGUAAUGGACAAACAGACUGCUUAGACGAAUCUGAUGAAUUUCAUUGUGAUACAGACGACUGUGCAGACAACCCCUGCCACAAUGGAGGAACAUGUAACGACAUGGUCCAUAAUUACACCUGCACGUGCCUAGCCGGUUUUAUCGGAGCAAACUGUGAAAUAGCCCUGUGCCAUGGAGGGGAGUUCAUGUGCCUUGAUGGAUCGGAAUGCUACCGAUCGUCCUGGCGGUGUGAUGGUCUCCUCGAUUGUCAAGAUGGAUCGGACGAAUUGAACUGCAGCACCUUUGAGUGUGAACACGGUCAGAUUAAGUGUGAGAAUGAUAAACAGUGCAUUUAUCCUGAAUGGCUUUGUGAUAACUACACCCACUGUUCAGAUGGCAGCGACGAGACGACCUGCGUCCACGAUCCAUACAACAUAUACCUCGGCCAGGCGGAUGAUAACUGGGAUUAUUGCUAUGAUAUGAAUGGUACAAGGUGCCUCCACGAUAGCCUCUGCUUCUUCCCUCAUCAAGAAUGCGAUGGACAUACAGCGUGCCCAAACCGCAAUGAUGAGUGGUUUUGUUGUCCCGAUGGCCAGGCACCGUGUCAGUUUGUGGACAUGUGUAUUUCAAUAUCUGGUUUGUGCAAUGGUGAAUACGACUGCCCUGAUCAUAGCGACGAGUACGACUGCCCUGAUUAUAGCGAUGAAGACAGUGACUUUUUAUAGUAAACCGUCUCGUUUUAUAUUGCUCCCUCUCCCGUCUAUCGACAACCAAUCAAACACCUCUCACGGUUUACAGUAGAUAUAUACUAUAUCAACUUUGAAGUGCCACUCCAUGGGAUUGAUAGAGCCGUUGAAAUUCUGCGUCCUCUCUAUGUAUUUAUUUGUAUUUAUGAUUACAAAUUUGUCUGAGAGUUCCAACAUGGUAAUCGAUGCUGGUAUUGAUGAAAUAAAUUAUCUUACCUAGGCUAGCCAACUUUUUUUCUCGUAACAAACUGAUUUUGAUUAGUACGAUAAUUGUGAGUGUAAUGCCUUGUAAACCUUCGAAUGUAUCAUUGAUUUAUAGAAUGCCAACUUCUACAAGUAUUAUGUUAAAUGUGGGAAUACAUUUGAUAUUGUUCAUGAAUGAGGGAUGCAUGGGUAAAACUCGAAUCGACUAGACUUCUUGUCCUUGUCUCGACAAAGGAUUAGGCGGGAAACAAUGCGAGCCAUGUACAACUAAAAAAAGUGAACCGAAAAGGAAAAAUAAGUGAGCAUUUCAUGUGUUGUUAAUAUUCUGUAAAUCAAUGAAGGUUUGUUUAAUACAGUUAAGUUUUCAACUCAAUUUGUGAUUGACAUGUAAUUUAUUUAGCAUUUUGAUUGCUUGUUUAAAUAAUUUGAUUUCAUAUAUAUCCUGCUUUCUUCAAAAAGGCAAAAUUACAUUUCUACAAUUAUAAUAAUUAAAAUGGAUCAUGAGAGUCAAGUUGUGUAUUGCCUUCUUAGGACUGAUUCCCUUUGAAUAUAAAUCAUUUUUUAAGCGUUGACAAAUCCACAGAAUUGUUUUUAUGUAAAACAUCUUUAGUCUUUGCUCAACUAUUAUAAUUAUUUUAUAGAAGAUGAAAAGAGUACCAGUUAAUUAAAAGGUUAUGUUUGACGUCUAAACGUCCUAUUUACAGAAUUGCAACUUGCGAGUUCAGUUUUCUUUUUCAUAGACCCUGACAAUUUAUUCUUUUCUUUUGGCAGAUUUAUAACUGGGCUAUUAUUCCCGAAAAAAUGCCCAAGGUCAAAUAUUGUUUGACACUCAAACCGGUCAAAUAGCCCGGAGAAUAUUAUCUCUCUGACUUUUAUCACCGGGUAUCUAUUUAUAGGACAGUUAUCUUUGGAUAAUUACCCUCAGACAAAUAUUUUAAAGUCAAUCAUCUCAGGACGAGUACUCUCUAUUACUGACAUGGUGCGACCCUUUCCCAGUAAACUACCAUGCGAGGAAAACUUCAACGAUGUCGGAGCAAGUACUCCCGGACCAUUUAUCUCGACAGUUACCUUCAAAUAAUUACCCACUAACAAAUAUUGGACAAUUCCCCGGAUAAGUAAUACCGGUAAAAUAUUCAUCGGACAAUUAUCUCCAAACGAGUAAACCCGGACAACUACCACUUAUGAUAAUCAAGCAGAUAUUCAAUGCCAAAUAAUUAUCUUAAAACAAUUAUUACUACAAGACAAAUACCCCAAGGACAACUGACGUGUAGGAAACUUACGUAGAACAAUAAAUCAUUCCAGGAAAAACACCCUUUUGAAAAUGACUCAAAUUAAUCGAAAAAAGUACCUCAGAACUAUGAAUGUUUGGGUGGAGAACAAUCCGGAGCGGUUGUCUGGUUUGUCUUUAGUUGUCUCGGGAUUAUUACCAUUGGAUACAAAUAACAGUAAUGUGAUUUAAUCCCUAUGUGGUAUAAGGUUUUAUGGUAUAUUGUACAGGGAAUGCAGGAUUAACAUGUAUGUAUAUCCUUAAAUGUAUUACAUAAAAUCAUCUCGUAAUCUAACUACGGUACUAUCAUCUUAUAGAUCAGAUAAAGGUCGUUUACAGAAAUUAAUUGUUGCUAUACCGAAUCAUAUAUACAUGAAUAUAUUACAUACGGGAAAAUCCUCUUCAGUUCUAACAGUUACAUUUACAUAUUUAUUUUUUGUGUAUAUAUUGAAUUAUCAUUCGCAUUUUUAGUGCCAUAUAAUGAAUGAUUACCUGUCAUAUUUUAUUACCGUUAAUGGUUUUAUUUAUUACUAUUGUGUAAAUAGUUAAUGAUUAACUUAUAUACCAAUUCUCCGAACUGUUCCUUAUUAAUUGCGGGUAUACCUAUUUCACAGUUAUUCAGGAAGAUGCCGUAUUUAGGACACGACUCUACUCUUCAAAAGAGCCGUGUAUCCUAUACUUGCAUUAUAUGUACAAGAAAAGCACUAAACCAAACUGCCGAAGUUUCAACUUACUUCGAUAAUACUGUACUACAUAAAACUAUAUAAAACAAAAUGAUGUAAUAGUUAGAUGAGGUGAAAAUAUGUGAUCACUUAAAAAAAUAAAAUCAUAUAAUGUCAUUUUGCGGUUGUCCAGAGCUCUUAUGGUUUCAGAGUCAUAGCUUUGGAUAAUCUCAAUGCAAUGCCCGGGUAAAAUUAAAAUCCUGGCUGGACU